AUAGUACAUGGCAUUGCAUAUUUUCCUGUUUUCAUUCAUUGAUCAAAAUUCACACAUUUUAUAGUAACCACUGUUAAUAGACUCAAACAUUUUUGUAAUAAAAAUUCUGUUUUAUCUUUCCUUUAAAGUAGAUAAUUUACUACAAGUAUCUUUGUGUCUUGACUCGACUCCCUCAAAUGGCGAGUAAAAUUAUGCCAUCUACGACGAAUUCAGGUAAUGGCAUUUCACCCACAGAGAGCAGUCAUGGCUCGACUUACAAACAAAAGUACAGGAUUUUGAAGCGAAAAUUAAAAUUUCUCCUCUAUGAGCAAGAAAGUUUUCAGGAAGAAUUGCGAAGGUCUCAAAGAAGACUUUUAAGAGCAUCAAAGGACAAAAGUUUUCUUCUUGAUCAGCUUUUACAAGUUGAAGGACUUGAUUUUCUUUCCUCAGAGGAUGAAGAAACUGCUGUAUCAUCUAGUGAUGAUGAACAACAAAAGAGUGCUGCUGUUGACGGUGCUCCCAAGGAAAAAAGAUCGAAAAAGCAGUCCACUGCUCCUGUUGAUCCAAGCUCAGAAGCAACUUCAUCACAAGACGCUAAGAUUGACAACAACAAUCAAAUUCGAUGCAAAUUUGCUGAAAAUGGUAAGCAAUGUGUGAAAUAUGUUAGCAAGAGAGCGAAGUCUGGGUAUUGUACCACUCAUAAAACUGUCAUUCGAAUAGCGAAACAGAACAAUUCUUCAAACCAGGCCAGCCAACUUCUACCUUCUACUGAUGGACAGCUACACUCUGAUCUUGCUCAUUUAAAUGAACUACAUUUAUUGCGAAAUCAAGAGUCAACAGAAUUUCCAGAGACAUCUGCGACAUUACCUCAGGAUGUCUUCAGUAUGAAUGAUGACGAUAUAGUUAGUGACAAUGAGGAAUCAACAGAGUCUCAUAGUUUUCCCAAUAGUAUAUACGAAGGCGACGAUGAUCUGGUGAUAGAUCUUCCUGAAUGAUUGAAUGGUGUCCAAUUGUCAAUCUGUUACAAUUCACCACAGCCAUUGAAAAAUGUAGUUGUUUGCGAGUGGAUUUGAUGUGAAAGAAAUAAAAACAAUAAAAGAACAGGAGAAACGACCUUCAAUCAAAUUUGGUAUUAACUUCACAUGGCAGUGGAGCCUGUCUGAGAAGAUUUGAUCUAUGUUUUUGACCUUAUUAAUAAAAAAAUGUCAUUUUCUCAAAGCCUGAAAUAUUUCCAUGUAGUGUAUUGAUAACCUAUAGUUAUAAAUCAAUUCUGCUUGUU
Molecule: messenger RNA, 1258 nt
Organism: Xenia sp. Carnegie-2017
Lineage: Eukaryota; Metazoa; Cnidaria; Anthozoa; Malacalcyonacea; Xeniidae
Exons: 14
Coding region: 177-974 (265 amino acids)
Biological process (GO): chromatin remodeling
Cellular component (GO): nucleus; Ino80 complex
Source: RefSeq, a predicted model, not a curated record